AUGGCUGCCUCUAUUGCCCCCGAAUGCAACGAUAUCAAGGAAAAAUACGAUACAUGUUUCCUCAAAUGGUAUAGUGAAAAAUACCUCCGUGGCAACACCACCUCUAAUGACUGCGAGGAGUUGUUCACCAAGUAUAAGACCUGCUUGAAAAAAACCCUUCAAGACAGAGGCAUUCAUACGAUGCUAGAGGAUGCCCGAAAGAGCAGCAGCGAAACAGAUGCCGAGUUUCUGAAAAAAUCUUGA
Molecule: messenger RNA, 243 nt
Organism: Penicillium taxi
Lineage: Eukaryota; Fungi; Ascomycota; Eurotiomycetes; Eurotiales; Aspergillaceae
Exons: 4
Coding region: 1-243 (80 amino acids)
Source: RefSeq, a predicted model, not a curated record